This is a messenger RNA of Arvicanthis niloticus (Nile rat), 2445 nucleotides long. NCBI's taxonomy places the organism in Eukaryota, Metazoa, Chordata, Mammalia, Rodentia, Muridae. The record is from RefSeq and is a predicted model, not a curated record.
UUCUUGUCGCGAUGUGGAGAGGUGGAAGGCUGUGCUCUCGUGGGGUUCGUUUUCUAGAAACGCUUGGGUUUGGGUGCCCCAGCGCGGUAGCCGAGCCUCCUCGCGUAACUUCAUGGUCGGGGAAGCAGCUCACUAGGAAUCUACAGAUUAAGCCAUGGUACCUCAGUGAACACAGCACUAUGUGGCUUAGAUCCUACGGGAUGGCUUUUUCCUGUUUGACCAGAGUAAACACUUACAGGUCCCCUUGGAAGCGAUCAUACAGUACUUUGCAAACAACAGUUGACAGCAAGGAGGUUAAAAACUUCCUGGCUCUGGCUCACAAGUGGUGGGAUGAGUAUGGAAAGUUUGCACCUCUUCAUUCUAUGAAUGAUCUACGAGUGCCAUUCAUUAGAGACAAUCUUUUGAAAAAAAGUGCUAAUCACCAUCCAGGAAAGCCUUUAUCUGGGAUGAAGAUUCUUGACGUUGGCUGUGGUGGUGGGUUAUUAACUGAACCUCUAGGGCGACUGGGAGCUUCAGUUGUUGGAAUCGAUCCGGUGGCUGAAAACAUUAAGAUAGCACAGCACCAUAAAUCAUUUGAUCCAGUGCUGGAUAAGAGGAUCCAGUACAAAGUGUGUUCCCUGGAGGAGAUUGUGAAUGAGAGUGCAGAGUUGUUUGAUGCUGUUGUGGCUUCUGAAGUUGUAGAGCAUGUGAUCAACCUGGAAACAUUCAUACAGUGCUGCUAUCAAGUAUUGAAACCUGGUGGCUCUUUAUUCGUUACUACAAUAAACAAAACCCAGCUGUCCUAUGCUUUGGGAAUUGUUUUCUCAGAGCAAAUUGCAGGCAUUGUUCCAAAAGGCACUCACACAUGGGAGAAGUUUGUUUCACCUGAAAAGCUAGAGAGCAUAUUGGAACCAAAUGGUCUGUCAGUUGAAACUGUGGCAGGAAUGAUCUAUAAUCCUUUCUCAGGUUACUGGCAUUGGAGUGAAAAUACCAGCCUUAACUAUGCAGCCCAUGCUGUGAGGUCCAGGGCUCCGGAGCACCCGGAGUCUGCUGAGUCUGCUUUAAAGAGGGAAACAGAAGCACUCCAUGCCAGUGCCUCUGGUGGCCCAAGUGUCCGUGAGGAGCAGAAAAAAUGAGACACCUCUGAGGACAGCAGUGAAUAUGCUGGGAACUGUUGUUUACAAAUUCAAAACUCUUACUCCUUUUUGAGAGAUUCUGAAGAACAAAGGGUCAAUAAAAAUAUCUAAAUCAGUGGAGAAAACUUUCUGUAUCACUUAAGAGACACUCUGAGGAAUUUUCUGAUGAGGGUUUGUGAAGAUUUAGGGAGUUUUAAGACUCUUGGCUUUCAUUGUAGAAACACGUGUGCUUAUUUCAUUUUACAUAUUAGGCAUUUCUCACACGUGUAAACAGAAGCAUAUGCUGCUAUUUAUUUAUUUUAACUGGAAUCUCUGUUGUCUAUGGUAUUCCUUUAUUUUAGUUAAAGAUACAAUGCCCUUGACUGAUUAAAAAGCACUGUAGUUUUUUUCACUGAUACUUGAGAGUACAAAAUAUACAUUAAACCUAAGGUAGUGGGGCCAUGUCUCCCUCCCUCCCUCCUUCCCUCCCUCCCUCAAGUUCAGUUUGUGUUGACCAACUUCUCUUGAGUAUAGGGUCUACCCUGGAGUGUGGCUGAUACACCAGAGGUCACAGCAUUAAAGGAAAUUGCCUCUUUUACCAGCAGCUAUCAAAUGCCAAUAGUACCUCAGAGGUGAGCUACUUUCUUCUCUAUGUAAGUAAAAUACACUUUAUCCCAUAAAAAAUGGGAUUCUGGACAUCACUGGGUUAUUAAAUAUAUGGUGUAUUUGAAUUCAAACAUUAAAAGAAGUUUAGCUAAUGUUUUAUGUAUAGGACUUAGUUCCGUAUGUGGUUCUUUGAAAAUUUUAUGGUCCAGGGACAGGAGAGAUAGCUCAGCAGUUAAGAUCACUGGUUGCUCCAGCAAAGGCCCUGGGUUUCAUUCCCAGUACCCCCAUGAUGGGCCACAGCUAUCUGUAACUUCAGUUGUAGGGGACCUGACCCCAUCUUCAGGCUUCGGCAGACAUUCACGUGAUAUACAGACAUACAUGCCCUGCGAAAUAACCAUACAUAUAAAUUAAUAAAAACAACUGGUGGUAGUUUGAAUGAGAAUGGUCCCCAUAGGCUUAUAUGUUUGAAUACUUGGUCUUCAGUUGCUGAAAUUGUUUAGGAACAAUUGGGAGGUAUGGUCUUGUUGGUGGGUGUCUGUCGCUGCUGGUGGGCUUUGAGGUUUUAAAAGACUUAUGUCUUGGCAAGAAUGAUCUCUGUUUCCUGCUUGUGGAUUUGUGUGGGCGCUCAGCAGCUGCUCCUGUGCCAUGCCUGCCAGCCUGUUGUCACGCUCCCUGCCAUGACGGUGAUGGACUCCCAUACCUCUGGAACUGUAAGCCUCAAAUAAACCCUUCCUUCUAUACUUUU